This is a messenger RNA of Paramecium sonneborni, 2370 nucleotides long. The record is from the annotation of a GenBank genome assembly. Lineage: Eukaryota; Ciliophora; Oligohymenophorea; Peniculida; Parameciidae.
AUGGAACCAGAAAGGUCAAAAGAAAUUCUUAGCCAUUUAUUAGCUAAAUAAAUUGAUUUAAAUGAACAAAUCUAAAAUGAAAAUGAUGAAUUAAAUAUCAAUCUUAAGUUAUUUAUUAUAUUAUUCUAGACGAUUACUUAAUCUCUUAAAUUAAAAAGAUAAACAAUUAGAAGAAAUUAAAACCAGAAUUAUUUAAGUUGAUUAAUCUGAAAAUUAAUAUUAAAUCACCAUCUCAUAAUAAACACAACUCAUUUCAUAAAUACAAUCUGAAAAUCAAGAAUUAUAGCUUUAAAUUCAAUAAUAAUCUGAAAUUAGAUUAAAAAUGGAAUAAGAAUUAGCUAAAAUUAUUGAAUCUUUUGAAAAAAUGUAAAAAAUUAAUCAACAAUAAUAAGAAGAAAUUAAUUUACUUUAAGAAAGAAAUUAAUAAUUAGAAGAUAUUUAAAUUACUAAUUCAAUUUAAAUUGAAUAAAAUCAAAAGCAAAUCAAAUUACUUGUCAGCUCAAAUGAAGAUUAUGAAUAAUAAACAGAUAUACUCUUAAAAUAAACUAAUGAACUUAAAUAAAUAUAAAUUAAAUUACUUUACAAUUUAGAUGCAAUAUAAAAAGAAAAAGAUGAAUUAACUACUUAAUUUGAUGAAAAAUUAAUAUAAUUUAAAUCUUGCUUUUAAAGUACAGCUGAAAACACUAAAGAUUUGACAAAUUAAGUUAAUGAAUUAACUAAUCAACAUCAUCUUCUAUAAAAAUAGGUAAUAUUUUUAAUCUAUUUAAUCAUUAGAAUUAAUAAUUUAUAGAAUAAAUAGAAAAUUAUAAAUCUCAAUCUCUUAAAUUAGAAUAAGAAAGAAACAAAUUUAAUAAAGAUCUAGAAGUAACUAUUUAAAAUAACACAUUAUUACAAAAUAAUAAUUUAGAACUUGAAAAUUAAUUAAAUCAAUUAUCAAAAGAUCAAGAAAUAUCCAUUAAAAAAGUAAAAUUAAACUUCAUAUAAUUAGAUGAAAUAAAUGAUCGAAUAAAUCGACCAACUUGAAUAAACUAAUGAUAGUUAGUUGAAAUAAAAUAAUGAACUUAAAUAAUAAAUCAAAAAACUAUAGUUUCAAUAAGAUUAAGUUCUCAAUGAAAAGGAAGUUAUUUAUGAAUAAUUUGAAUUGAUUCAAAAAAAUGCUUAAAAUGACCAUGAAGGAAACAGAGAAAAAUAUAUUAAAUUAGAUAGAUCUUAUAAAGAAUUACACAGUUAAUAUGACGAAUUAUUAAAUAGAGUAUCAUAUUUUUGUUAUUUUUAGUAUAAAAUUUAAAAUUAGACUUUUGAAGAAUAAUAAGUUCAAAUUUAAUUAAAUUUUAAAGAAAUAAACGAACUAAAACAUAAUUUAAGAGUUUUACAAGAAUCUGAAAGAAAAUACUCUUAUAAUUAUGAAGUUAUUAGCAAAGAAAAGUUUAUGAUAACCUAAAAGUUAGAGGAAUCAUAUUAAAUAAUUAAAGAUUUAAGAGAUUAAUGUUAAAUAAUUACAGAAAAAUUAUAGAAAACUGAAAUUUUUAAUAAAUAAUUACUUUUAGAAAACGAAUAAUAAUUAAAACAAGUAUGAAGUAUUAAAUUAUUAUAGAUAAAAGUUUAAGAAAGUAAAAUUGAGGAACAUGAAGUUCAUAUCGAAUUACUAUAAGUUUAAAUUAAUCAUAGAUAAACUUAAUAAGCUGAAAUUGAUAAAUAAUAAGCCCUAAAAUAAUCAACGACAAAGAAAAGUUAAUCAGUCAAUAAAGAAAAUAAUAGUGAACUAAUGAGAUUAAAAAAAUAGAAUACUGAACUCACAAAAGAGGCAAUUUCUUUAAAUGAAUAAAUUCUAGAACUUAAAGUAAUAUCUAAUUAAUAUAUAUAUAGAAUGUUAUUAAUAAGCUUAAUGAUUAAUUAACGCAAUAAAGUAAAAUUAAAACAGGUUUAGAAUCAAGAAUUUAAAGUUUAAUCAAAGUCGUUGAAGAAUUUUAAUAAAAAUAAAUCUAAAAGUAAUAGGAUUGUUUAACAAAAGAACAAUUCUAAAAUUAAGUAGAAUAAAUAAAAAAGAAUUUUUAUAUUUAGAUUUAAUAGUUAACAAGAGAAAAUGAAGAAUUAAAAAAAUUAUUGUAAACAUAAGCUAAUUAAACUUUUAACUCUACUGAAGAAGUAUCUUCUUUAUAAGAUACGGUUGCAGACUUAAAUAGAGAAAAAGUGAACUUAAUUAGAGAAUUAAAUUAAGAGCAUGAAGCAAAAGUUAAAUCUGAAGCUGAAAGAGAUAAAUUAAAAUAAUAAAUUGAACAAUAUCAACUUGAAAUUGAAAAUUGUCAAAAUCAAUUAGAUCUCUAUGUUAAAGUAUUAAAAUAAAUGGAUGAAAAGAUUAAAUAGUAAUGA